ACGAGCCUAGCAGUUCCGGACUGGGCGAGAUUAGCGAUCAAAUUCGGCAAGUCAUGUCAAACAUAAAGCUGAAGAGGUUCCUUCCGCCAUGGGUCUCUGCCCGAUGUGUUGUGCUCGUCAGACGACCGGAGCAGCGCGAGUUCGACCCUGCCGUGCCUGCUCCCAAAGAAUCGGAUCUUGUGUGCAAAAGGCCAUCGUCCUGACACCCCGGGGCAGUAACUCCGCGGUCAAUCUACUACAGAAUAGAGUGCGCCGAGCUACCCGCAAACUCGUGUUGUGUAUCGCCGGUGCAACACCGGAUCAACUGCCUCUCGACAUGAACUACACCCAACCUCUGUGCCGGGGCAGUUUCCAGGGCGAGGGGAACGCGAGUGGCAAGUUCUCAACGGACGGGGUUCAAGGGUAGAACUACUGCGCGUCGAUUUGGAUUUGGUCCGGAUGCUUGGUGGAUAACUGUCGGAGAAGAACUGUAGGGUAUCCACAGCCUCUCCUGGUGGCUGUUUGGUGUAACCACCGUUACCCCAAGAGU
Messenger RNA from Chaetomium fimeti, 529 nucleotides. RefSeq lists its product as uncharacterized. Lineage: Eukaryota; Fungi; Ascomycota; Sordariomycetes; Sordariales; Chaetomiaceae. The transcript has 2 exons. The record is from RefSeq and is a predicted model, not a curated record. Bases 89 to 406 code for a protein of 105 amino acids.